Molecule: messenger RNA, 1707 nt
Organism: Camelina sativa (false flax)
Lineage: Eukaryota; Viridiplantae; Streptophyta; Magnoliopsida; Brassicales; Brassicaceae
Product: putative tRNA pseudouridine synthase
Biological process (GO): tRNA pseudouridine synthesis; mRNA pseudouridine synthesis
Cellular component (GO): nucleus
Molecular function (GO): RNA binding; pseudouridine synthase activity
Source: RefSeq, a predicted model, not a curated record
UUUAUUUUUGUCAUGGCAGUAUCGUUUCUACGAAGUCCAAUUCCUUCGCGGGUCUUCUGGUAUCCGACCCGACUUAUCCGGGUCACACCAGCUUUAGUACGAUUCUCUUCCUCCGCCGCCACAUUUCAGCCGUCUUCUUGUUCAAAUAGCUCCGACCAAAUUCUUUCCGCUAAAUGGGAAUCAUAUCGGAAGAAGAAGGUGGUUAUUCGAAUUGGGUACGUGGGUACUGAUUACAGAGGUUUGCAGAUUCAAAGAGACGACCCUUCUCUCAAAACUAUUGAGGGUGAGUUGGAAGUUGCUAUAUACAAGGCAGGUGGGAUUAGAGAUAGUAACUAUGGUGAUCUUCAUAAGAUUGGUUGGGCUAGAAGUAGUCGAACUGAUAAAGGAGUUCAUUCUUUGGCAACGUCAAUAUCGUUGAAAAUGGAGAUCCCUGAGACUGCGUGGAAGGAUGAUCCUCAGGGCACUGUUCUUGCUAAAUGCAUUAGCAAACACCUUCCUGAGAAUAUCAGAGUUUUCAGUGUUUUACCAUCAAAUAGGAGGUUUGAUCCCCGAAGAGAGUGUACACUUAGGAAGUAUUCGUACCUUCUUCCUGUUGAUAUUAUCGGGAUCAAGAGCAGCUUUACAUCCGAUGAGAUUGACUAUCACAUUACAGAUUUCAACGAAAUUUUAAAAGAAUUUGAGGGUGAGUAUCCAUUCCAUAACUAUACACAGCGGUCACGGUACAGAAGGAAAUCUGACCAAGUAAUAAAACAAAGAAACGGACGUCCUCCAAGGAAACCAAAAUCAGUCAAAGCAUCAGAAACAGAGUUUACAGAGGAGAACCACGGAGAAAUUGAAGAAGAAGAAGAAGAAGAAGAAGAAAAAGAAGUGGAUGGUGAAUCUGAUGAACAUGUCCUUCCUGAUUCUGAUAAUGUUCAGGUGAACAGUCGCGCAAGAUGGUUGUAUGAGCCAGAUGAGACAGAUAAGCUGAGCGGUGCUCAUUUCAGAAAAGUGUUUCGGUGUAGUAGUGGUAAGCUGGAGCAUUCACUUGGAUUUGGCUUUGUCGAGAUCUCCAUAUGGGGUGAAUCAUUCAUGUUACAUCAGAUACGGAAGAUGAUUGGGACAGCUGUGGCAGUGAAGAGAGAGCUACUUCCUAGGGACAUCAUACGACUAUCACUAAACAAGUUCACAAGAAUCGUUUUGCCUCUUGCUCCAUCUGAAGUACUGAUCCUUAGAGGAAACAGUUUUGAAGUGCGUAGAUUGCCUGAGAGGCCAGGGGUGGAAGCAACAGAUGAAUGGAAAGAAGUGGAGAAGGAAAUAGAGGAGUUUUACAGAGCAGUGAUGGUUCCACAAGUGAGUAGAUUCUUGGAUUCUGAGAAAUCUCCAUGGAAAGAGUGGGUAGAGCAUUUGGAUAGGAAUGAUGGUUUGAUAGACGAGGAAUUGAAAGAUGUAAGGAGAGGUUGGGAAGAGUGGAAAGCCGCAAAACCAUGGAUGGCUAAGAAGAAGACUGAAGAUGGUGAUGAAGAGGUUAGUUCUGUUUCAGUAGCUGUUCAUCAAGCUGUAUGAGAAAGUCUUAACAUUACUCACAACUAUUUUUUGUGCACCUUUGGUAGAAUUUGUUCUGAUUGUUAUCUCAUUUACAUUGAUAAAAAGUGUAUUUUGGAAAGCAUCUAAAGUUUCUUCACUUCACAUUGUUUUACACACACACAUUAAGGUCUCUCUGUUUCA